AAAAAAAAAAAAAACAAAAUGAGUGAUACACAAAGAGAAGAUGAGGAACCUUUCAUUGCUGCCAUGCUACUCUGCUACUCCAAAACUUUUAGUAGGGCUGUGCAAGCAGCAUUUGAUCUUGGCAUCUUUGAGGUAUUGGCUGAGCCAGGUCCCAAGACCCAGCUGACUGCCCGCGAGAUCGCCGGAAACUUGUCCGGAUGUAACCAUGAGAAAGCUGCAGCCAUGCUGGAUAACAUUCUAGGCUAUCUUGCCUCUCAUUCUAUCCUCACCUGUACUGCUUCCUCAUCCGACGAAACAGGCAGCCCAAGGAAGCAAUAUGGGCUAACACCAACGAGCAGGCUCUUGGCUAAGAACCAUGAUGGGCUUUCUUUGGCUCCUUUUAUGUUCAUGUCACAUAAGAAGGUUUAUGAAGAUGCCUGCUGGAAUCAAUUAAAGGAAGCAUUACAAGAGGGGGUAAAUCCCUUCAAAAAAGCUUAUGGUUUCACAAUGUACGAGUACAUGGAUAAGAAUCCUACCUAUUCUAAGGUUUUUAAUGAAGGCAUGGCCAGCAAUAGCAAUAUAGUGACUCAGAAGAUGCUUGAGAAGUAUGAAGGGCUAAAGCAAGUAACGGAGCUUGUUGAUGUUGGUGGUGGUAUUGGAACCUCAUUGAAAAACAUCAUUUCUAAGUAUCCACACAUUAAAGGGAUCAAUUUUGAUCUGCCACAUGUUGUUUCACAGGCACCAUCGCUUCCAGGUGUCCAACAUGUUGGCGGGGACAUGUUUAUCAUGAUACCAAGCGGAGAAGCCAUUUUCUUAAAGUGGAUUCUUCAUAAUUGGAAUGAUGAGAAAUGUCUACUAAUUUUAAAAAAUUGUUGGAAGGCAUUGCCAACUUCUGGAAAAGUAAUCCUUAUGGAGCACAUUCUUCCUGAGUUUCCAGAAACAAAUAUUUCUACACAGCAAAUUUACACCAUGAAUAUGAUAAUGACAAUGUUUUUUGAAGCAAAAGUGCGGACUGAGAGAGAGUAUCAGUCAUUAGCUCAUGAAGCAGGUUUUUCAGGAUUCAAAAUUUUAUGCAAGAUUUUCAAUUAUCAUAUAAUGGAGUUCUUAAAAUGACAUAUGCAUGACAGAAGCAUAUCUCAAGUUGAACUCUUAAUAAUAAAAAUAAAAUUGGAUGCAUUGCUUCCAUUUUAUU
Molecule: messenger RNA, 1171 nt
Organism: Phalaenopsis equestris
Lineage: Eukaryota; Viridiplantae; Streptophyta; Magnoliopsida; Asparagales; Orchidaceae
Product: caffeic acid 3-O-methyltransferase 1-like
Exons: 4
Coding region: 19-1092 (357 amino acids)
Biological process (GO): methylation
Molecular function (GO): S-adenosylmethionine-dependent methyltransferase activity; protein dimerization activity; O-methyltransferase activity
Source: RefSeq, a predicted model, not a curated record